This is a messenger RNA of Lampris incognitus (smalleye Pacific opah), 3185 nucleotides long. RefSeq names its product adaptor related protein complex 1 subunit sigma 1 (gene ap1s1). The record is from RefSeq and is a predicted model, not a curated record. NCBI's taxonomy places the organism in Eukaryota, Metazoa, Chordata, Actinopteri, Lampriformes, Lampridae. Bases 169 to 645 code for a protein of 158 amino acids. Gene Ontology annotation, cellular component: membrane coat; AP-1 adaptor complex; intracellular membrane-bounded organelle. The transcript has 5 exons. Gene Ontology annotation, biological process: vesicle-mediated transport; intracellular protein transport. Gene Ontology annotation, molecular function: clathrin-cargo adaptor activity.
AGUAGCUGACUAGGUGAACUGGUGCAGGUCGCGGUUUACCUGGACCGUAGUAUUCUGGGGUAGACAUGGGAUGUUAGCGUUGACUGUGUUUUAGAAGAAAACCACGGACCAAGCCUCGUAGAAACCACGGUUGUUCAUUGCACCGGUCUAAGAAAAGAGCCCGGCGAGAUGAUGCGUUUCAUGCUGCUGUUCAGCCGUCAGGGGAAGCUGCGGCUGCAGAAGUGGUACACAGCCACUGCAGAGCGGGACAAGAAGAAGAUGGUCAGGGAACUGAUGCAGGUGGUGUUGGCCCGCAAACCUAAAAUGUGCAGUUUCCUGGAGUGGCGAGACCUCAAGAUUGUUUAUAAAAGGUAUGCCAGCCUGUAUUUCUGCUGUGCAAUCGAGGAGCAGGACAAUGAACUCAUCACCCUGGAAGUCAUCCAUCGCUUUGUUGAACUGCUGGAUAAAUACUUUGGCAGUGUGUGUGAGUUGGACAUAAUCUUUAACUUUGAGAAGGCAUACUUCAUCCUUGACGAGUUCCUAAUGGGGGGAGAGAUCCAGGACACCUCUAAGAAAAGUGUCCUCAAAGCAAUUGAACAAGCUGACCUACUACAGGAGGAAGAUGAGUCACCCAGGAGUGUCCUGGAAGAGAUGGGGCUGGCAUAGUACCUACACCACAAGCUGACACCACCUAAACCUCAUAACAGAUUAAAAAAUACAGAAACUAUGGGUAUCAGUGUACAGUACUGGAAGUCAAGGGGGAGGGAAUGGGGUUUGUGUUGGGAAAGACUUGUAUAAAGAUAAACCAUUUUGGUUGAACCUCUAUGUAGGUAUGAUUUAUGGUACUGCCCUACAGGUUGGAUUGGGGAACAGACAUAAUUAGAAAUCAAGGACUGCGUCUACUCAAUGUAGUGUGUGUGUGUGUGUGUGUGUGUGCGUGUGCGUGUGUACAUGAACAGCAUGUAAUACAGGUGUAUAGGAUGUGAUGGAGUUGUAGAGCCUCAUUAUGAGCCAGUGGGUUGUAGAGGGGCAUUCUAUCAGAGAGAAGGAUGUGGGGUGUAAGUAUGGGUUACAGUAUGACUUUAAGGAGUAUAGUAGAAUUCUAAGACUUAAUAAGACUACGAUAACAAGGAGAACAUCUGAGUUUGCCUUCAAUUUCAACCUGCACCGUAUAUUUACACCUCUUGGCACUGGUAUACAGGGUUGAGAGUUUUAUGUGUUUUGUUUUUUUUGGGUGGUGGGAAUUGGGGUGAUUUUAUAGGGGCAGUUGGGGUACAGUGGUAUUUAGGGUCAAGCAAUGCUCUUUAAGUGACUUUAACUAACAUAAGGACCUUGGAUGUAGACAUUUGAGUUGUAAUUAGGCUACUGAAUUUCAAUACAAACUAUUGGUACAGAUGCAGAGGAUGUACUGGGGAGUAGAAUCCUUGGAUGGACACGAUAUGUGUGAUGAGAUGAGUGAUGAGAUGAGUGAUGAGAUGAGUGAUGAGAUGAGUGAUGAGAUGUGUGAUGAGAUGUGUGUUGAGAUGUGUGAUGAGACGUGUGAUGAGACGUGUGAUGAGAUGAGUGAUGAGAUUAUUGAUGAGAUGUGAGGAGAUUAGUGAUGAGAUGAGUGAUAAGACGUGUGAUGCGAUGAGUGACGAGAUGAGUGACGAGACGAGUGAUGAGACGAGUGAUGAGACGCGAUGAGAUGUGUGAGGAGAUUAGUGAUGGGAUGUGUGAUGAGAUGAGUGAUGAACGUGAUGAGAUGAGUGAUGAGAUGUGAGAUGAGACAAGUGAUGAGAUGAGUGAUUAGAUGAGAUGUAUGAUGAGACUUCCAUUCCAUUUGUGAUGUGAUGUGUGAUGAGAUGUGUGAUGAGAUGAGUGAUGACACGUGAUGAGAUGAUUGAUGAGAUGAGUGAUGAGACGUGAUGAGUGAUUAGACGUGUGAUGAGACAUGAUGAGACGAGUGAUGAGAUGUGUGAUGAGAUGAGUGAUGAGAUGUGUGAUGAGACGUGCGAUGUGAUGUGUGAUGAGAUGAGGUUGGGGGAUUUGAAUCUUGGGGAGCAAUGAAAAAAGGUCCAAUUAUUCGACUGUAGUACUACAGAAUAUGCAGAUGUGACACGACUUGUGUAAACACAAUAUGAUGGCAAUAGAUGAUAUCGGCAUUGUUGGGUUGAUUGGCUGUUAGAAAAAUAAGAGCUUUUCAUAAGAAUUUUCAGAUUUGCUUCAUAGCUGAAUUCAGUGUGGGCCAGUCAUAUAAACUGUAAUUAAACUUAUCAAGCUGUGAGUGCUACGUCUUUGGCCCUCUUUCUAUUUCACAUAUGCUGUUCUAAGGGCACAUUAUCAUGUGAGAGAAAAAAAUAUAAUUAAAUCUCAUUAUUGUAUUAUUAGCUAACUUUUUUUUAUUUUUCCCCCUUUUUCCCCUAAUUGCACUUGGCCAAUUAUCCCACUCUCUGAGCCGUCCCGGUCGCUGCUCCACCCCCUCUGCUAAACCGGGGAGGGCUGCGGACUACCACAUGCCUCCUCCAAUACAUGUGGAGUCACCAGCCACUUCUUUUCACCUGAUGGUGAGGAGUUUCACCAGGGGGACGUAGCGCGUGGGAGGAUCACGCUAUUCCCACCAGUUCCCCCUCCCCCCUGAACAGGUGCCCCGGCCGACCAGAGGAGGUGCUAGUGCAGCAACCAGGACACAUAGCCACAUCUGACUCCCUACUCGCAGACACAGCCAAUUGUGCCUGUAGGGAUGUCCAACCAAGCCAGAGGUAACACGGGGAUUUGAACCAGUGAUCCCCGUAUUGGUUGGCAACGGAGUAGACUGCCACAAUACCCAGACGCCCCAUUAAUUAUUUUUUAAUUUAAUGACUUCACUCUUGUACUGGAUCAAGCUUAAAUGGCCUCAGUAGCACAACAGACUACUUUAAUGUUAUUCAUGGGGAGAAAAUUCAAGGUGGUCCCAUGUAUUUGAAAUACUCUGAAGAUUUAAGUUAGCUAAUAAGAGCAGCCUCACAAGUAGGGACAUCAUUUACAAAUAAAAGCAAACCACAUGUGUUUCAUGCAUCCAUCAAUACACUCUAAGGGGUGUCUUGUUACUGGUUAUUGUGAAUGAAAGUUUCUUAUCUUGGGUGAAUUACCUGCCAGGGAAGCUGGAAAAAGUGAAUGCUGAAAUGCUGUAUCACAUGCUUGCUCUGCAGCUAAUGCUUCCAUCCAGCGGCGGCUGGUGCUACCAA